AUGAAUAACAAUUCGGGGGAUAUAAGCGAUUCAGCUACGGAGAGUCGUGACCAAUUCGAAAAUGGUAAUAUUAGGGGCUACGGAGAAGGUGCAAGGGGAAUUCCCAAUGAAAAUUACAAGGGUGAUAGGAAAGACAAAAGGGAAAAUGAAAAUGAGUAUGAUUGGGUUCACCAAAAUGAGGAACACCAACAAGGGGGAAAUCAAAACGAAAGAGAAGUAAAACAGCAGAGAAACGAAUAUACAAGAGCACAGUUCAUCCCUGAUUUACACGGGUUAGGUAGGGAGAGACAAGCUUUACCUUCUAAAAUACUUGAGUUGAAAAUACCAGGACAAGUAACACCUUAUCAUUUCCCUCAAGAUGAAACAUCCUCAGAUGUUGAAACAUUGUAUGAUGAAAAUGGAUUACCUAUUACUAAUUCAAAUACUAAUGAUGAAAAGGAGAAGAAAUUGUGGUCUUGGACUGACGAUGGGAAAUUAAAACUUCAAUGUUCACAACCAAUAAUUCCAGUAUCUGUUGUACAAGGUAUUCUAAGGAGAGAUAAAAUUAUUUUGAUACCACAAGUAGAAGUAACAGAUUUUGUUGUUCCCAAAAUUUAUAAUCAAAAUAUCAAACAUGAUGUACCAAAGUUAGAUAUAAAAGUAGAAUGCUCAAAUGUAGAAAUACCAAAUGUGAAAUAUGUCGAAAAGGAAAUAAUCAUUCCUAUUAUUACUGGGUAUACACAUAAAUUUAUCCCCAAAUGGGAUGUACAUGAAGUUCCUAGACCCGUAGUUAAAUAUAUUGGUGAGCAAAAAAUUGUGGAAGUAGAAGUACCAGAAAUUAAAUAUGUGGACAAAAUAGUAGAACGAGAAAUUGUAGUAGACACUGUUGAAAAAAGAGUACCCAAAAUUAUCGAAAUACCCAAAUAUGUAGAUGAAAUUAAAUAUGUAUGGAAACCUAUAGAAAAAAUUGUAUAUAUACAAAAACUAGUACCUAAAUUUGAUGUUAAUUUAGAAUGCCCUCCACCUUUAAUAGUGCCUUAUCCAGUCCAAACAAUUAAAAAAAUACCACCUGUUAUGAUCAGAAAAAAUAUUAAAUUUCCAGAUUGUGAUUAUACUGAUUUGAAUUCACCACAUGGAUCCUUGCCAAUUCCUAGAGAAUAUGUCGAUUAUUACACGAGUAGGCAGAAAAUUCAGAAAGGUCUUUUUUCAAAUUGUUGUGAUGCAAAUUGCAAGAGUACCGAAGAACCAAAUGAACUCUACGAUGUUGAAUCUCCAAAAUAUGUGAUGAUGGAUUCAGAAGAAUCACAUCUGAAUAAACUAAAUAUUUGUAAUUCCUCGAAUCCUUUUGUAAAUAAUAACCCUGGUUCCAUUUUAAGCAAGGCUUAA
This is a messenger RNA of Plasmodium gonderi, 1365 nucleotides long. RefSeq lists its product as hypothetical. The record is from RefSeq and is a predicted model, not a curated record. NCBI's taxonomy places the organism in Eukaryota, Apicomplexa, Aconoidasida, Haemosporida, Plasmodiidae. The transcript has a single exon. The coding region runs from base 1 to 1365 and encodes 454 amino acids.